This is a messenger RNA of Penicillium daleae, 1542 nucleotides long. RefSeq lists its product as uncharacterized. NCBI's taxonomy places the organism in Eukaryota, Fungi, Ascomycota, Eurotiomycetes, Eurotiales, Aspergillaceae. Gene Ontology annotation, biological process: transmembrane transport. The record is from RefSeq and is a predicted model, not a curated record. The coding region runs from base 1 to 1542 and encodes 513 amino acids. Gene Ontology annotation, molecular function: transmembrane transporter activity. The transcript has 8 exons.
AUGCGCACCAAAUCUUCCGUCGAUGAUAUUGAUGCCGAAUGCACUGAAGAUGCAUCGAAGGAAGUCGUAAAGAAUGGAGACCCAAUAAGUACAUUCCAACUGAUUGACGAGGCCGGAGAAAUCAGACUGGUCCCAGUACCUUCUCGAGAUCCCAAUGCUGAGCACCCUGUUGAUGAGGAUCUAGAUGCGGGGAUUGGUCUCGGCGCCAUCCAGGCAAUAGCGGGCAUUCUCCCUGUUAUGGCGACAUACUAUAUGGGGCUUGACUCUGCCCAAAGUUCAAAUAGUGCUGUUCAUGCCCGGGCCAUGACAGCAAGUCCAGUUCCAGCUAUUCCAGGUGCACCAAGCUAUCAAACAAGCAGCCAGCUCGUGUACAGGAACCAGGUUCGUCAUGGUGUUAGAUUCUGCGUUUGGUGUGCGGCUUCCCAUGGGGCCGCUCGAAGUCUGUAUUCACACAUUGCGGCGCGCUGCAUUAUGGGUCUUGGUGUUGGUAGCGUGGAAUCGUUGGUACCGCCUAUACUUCGCGACCUUCAUUACGUUCAUGAGCGAAACUCGCGGAUUGCGGCCAUGUGGGCUUCCGGGGGGAUCUUCGGCGCAGCUAUUGCAGCCGUCAGCUUCAUCAUGGUUCUGUGUUUCAUCCCGGAGACGACAUGGCCGCGUACAGAUGGCAGCAUACGUGAGAAAGCCCACCGUUCAUUUUGCUUUAUCAAGAGGACUAAAGUCUUUGCAGGAGGCACUGCUCCAGUCGGGGUCGAUGGAUACGCCGAUGCCGUACGGCCAUCGAACCGAUCGUACUCGUAUCUCUAUUCUUUAAGACUCAUAUCUGAACAUGGCAGUUUAAAAGCAGUUAUGACGGCUGCAGUUGAUCUGUUACGCUGUGUGUGCUUACCAAAUGCUAUUUGGGUGGUUUGCUUGAACGCUGUCUUCAUCGGGGCCAGUCUUUCAACCGGACUUGUUUUUGGUGUCGUGCUUGUUGCCCCUCCUUAUGACUGGAAAGAGUCUAACGUUGGGCUAAUGGGUAUCCCUCUUGCGGUUGCGGGUAUUCUUUCAGUCCUGAUCUCAGGCAUUGGCGCCGAUAUCAUCAUCCGCUGGAAAGCAAAACGCAAUAAUGGAAUUCAUGAGCCUGAACAUCAGCUGCUAAAUAUGAUCCUCCCUAUAUUGACAGGGUUUGUGGGAUCGUUGUUAUUUGGAAUUGCCUGCAAUGAUCCGUAUCGAUAUCACUGGAUAGUCCCAAUGAUAGCUUUUGGACUACAGCAGUUCGGAUUCGUCUCCGCAAAUGUCGUCGCCACCACAUACACGAUUGAAUGCUACCGAGGCCUCGCAAGUGCCCUUGUUAUCGUUGUCGGAGCACUUCGAAACAUAGUUGGGUUUGGCAUUUCGUACAGUGCUGUCAGCUUCGUUGACCGUAAUGGUUUCCUGGGAUGCUUUGGAACAUAUUCCGGACUUUUGGGUGCCAUGGCACUGCUUGGUAUUCCAUUCAACAUCUUUGGAAAGAAACUGCGAGGCAGAAUGGAGAGCUGGAAAGUUGGCUCGGUCACUGUCUAG